Molecule: messenger RNA, 3627 nt
Organism: Chaetomium fimeti
Lineage: Eukaryota; Fungi; Ascomycota; Sordariomycetes; Sordariales; Chaetomiaceae
Exons: 7
Coding region: 1-3627 (1208 amino acids)
Biological process (GO): basic amino acid transport; intracellular glucose homeostasis; transmembrane transport
Cellular component (GO): fungal-type vacuole membrane
Molecular function (GO): D-glucose binding; ATP binding; basic amino acid transmembrane transporter activity
Source: RefSeq, a predicted model, not a curated record
AUGGCAACCCCAUCCCUGGACGAUUUCUUGCAGCCCCUGGCCAUCGACAUCGACAAUGUAAUAAAACUCUCGCAUGAGAUGACAUCAACUUUUCGUCAUUUAUCUGCCGAGGCCUCAGAUCAGUUCCUACCAACUCCGAUAUCCGAGUCCGUCUUGCGUCCAACUACCAGAGACCAAGGCCGAUUUCUUGCCAUAGACAUCGGCGGGUCGAACCUGCGUGUCGGUUUCGUGGAGCUAUUAUCCGGGGAUGGUACCCUAGAACACCGAGCGGAGGACCGCUACCAGCCAAAUCGUCUCCUCGAACAGUCAUGGCCCAUCCAGGAACACCUGAAAAACCAAAAUUCAGAGAGUUUGUUCUCCUGGAUAGGUGAGCAGGUCGCUCAGGUGGUGCGGAAGGGCUGUGAAACGUUGGCUGUGCCCCGUGCCGCUGAGCUUCCCAUGGGGGUGACCUUCAGCUUCCCCAUGCAGCAGAAAUCCCUCUCGAAGGCAAUUCUCAUGCCCAUGGGCAAGGGAUUUGCCGUGACGUCCAACCUGGACCUAGGGGCGCACCUUACGGUGGGCUACGAGAAGCACCGGGCCGCCGACAUGCCCCCCAUCCGGAUUGCAGCUAUUGCCAAUGACGCCGUGGCAACCCUCGUGUCGUUCAUUUACCAGUUUCCCGUUCAGGCACACCAGAAGGCCGCCAUGGGCUUGAUAGUUGGCACCGGGUGUAACGCUACGCUGCCUCUAAAGUUGAGCACCUUGCACGAAAGCAAACGGCCGGCCUCUAUCAGUAUUCUACCCGGCCAGGAGGUUUCAGAUGUCAAGAUUGCCGUCAAUACCGAAUGGAGUAUCAGGGGUACGACACCCCCCCUCCGGAAGCUCGGUUUCAUCAGCCGGUGGGACACCGAACUGGAUCAGGCCGGUGAAAUCCCGGGGUUCCAGCCACUCGAGUACAUGACUGCUGGGAGAUAUUUGGGCGAACUGGCGCGCCUCAUAUUCAUCGACUACUACGGGGCUGUCCUGGGCUUGCCGAUUAGCCUCCUGCCGAACAAGCUACAUCAAAGAUUUGGCCUUCCGACGACCUUCAUUAGUCACCUUCGGCCCAAAAGCACAAGGGGUCCGAUGCUCCAACAGCUCGAGCGAGAGUUCGCGCCAGAAGACGCAUUGUUCCGGUGGACGGCUGAGCUGGCCAAUGUCCUCUACCGUAUCGCGAAAGCUAUCGAGGUACGAGCAGCCGGUAUCAUCGCCGCCUCGACUGUGGGACUCCUGCGAUGUGCCGAAGAAAUACCACAGCCCAACGCCGAGCAGGCACGCGCCGGGCAGACAGUGCUUUCGGUUGGCUACACAGGCGGUUGCAUACAACACUUCCAGGACUACCUAGGUGACACGCAGGGACUCAUCGACGAAAUUCUAGACCGCGAGUUCAAUGCACAAGCGCCCAUCAAGGUUGUCCUGACUCCCUGUCACGACGGCGGCAUCACCGGGGCCGGCAUACUGGUCCCUGCUGCGCUAGCAAACAGGAAGGCUGGGGAGCGCGGACCGAAGAUCGGAAGGAUGCGUUUCGUGACCGAGACCGAAGGAGUCAUCGGCGAUUUCACGGAUAUAGCAAACUCCAACCUCAUCUCGGUCUGCCCAGCCUCGCCGGCCAAGCUUUUCCACCAAAUCAAACUGAUCAAAGGAAGACAAGAACUAGCAAUGACGACCGAGAGAGCAGAUACCGCUUGCUCGGGACCCAUGUCCGGUGCCGAGCCGAUUCCCACAUCAAGCCGCACCCGGCCGUCCCGGCGCCGGUCCCGAGACGACGAUGGCUCAGCCAGCUCCGGCAGCGAAGACAUAGACCCCAAUCAGCUGGACAUGUUGCUCUCGCGGUCCGUUCAGUCUUCCGCGGCGUUUCUAGAGCCCGAGUCCUUCCAGCACAGUAUGCUACGCAACACUCGGGUUCACAGCCGUAGCCGGAGCCGGCGCCGGGACGCCACUCUGAGCCCCUAUCGUGGCCGGCGUCAUCCAAGCACUCCCCGUGCGGUUGCCAAGACCUCAGAAGGUGAGGUUAUCUCGGAUGAAGAGACUCCCCUUCUUCUAGACCCCGCCGAGGAUCUCGACAAGAACUCAAAGAGCAAAAACCCCUACCUCGGCGGCGUCUCCGUCACCCGUUUCUGGUUGCUCUUUAUCCAGAUCAACGCCAGCUACUUCAUCGCCUGCUUCGACAGCACCAUCAUGGCGUCGAGCCAUCCCGUAAUUACGUCCUACUUUGGGAGCAGUAACUCGGCCUCGUGGCUCUCGACGGCAUUCUUGUUGACCUCGACCAGCUUCCAGCCCAUUCUCGGCGGUCUAUCAGAUGCGGUUGGGCGGAAGGGCCCGUACGUAUUCACGAUCGUGGUGUUCCUGUUCGCGACAGUGUGGUGCGCCCUGGCGCAGAGCAUGACGAGUUUUAUUAUUGCCCGGGCCGUGUGUGGGUUCGGAGCUGGGGGGUUGAUGGCGCUCGGAAGUAUCAUCGUGAGCGAUACCGUGCCGAUCGAGAUCCGUGGUGCUUUCCAGUCGUAUGUAAACAUGACCUACGGCUUCGCCUCCAUGUUGGGUGCGGCUCUAGGUGGUGCCAUGGCAGAUUAUCUCGGCUGGCGCUGGGAAUUCGGCAUACAGGUGCCGAUUAUUGUGCUCUGUCUUAUCGUCGCCGUGUUCGUCGUCCCAAGUGAUCUAGGCCUAGACGGAAAGAAGAAGCAGACGGUGCGCGAGGCGAUGCGUACGUUUGACUUCAAGGGCUCCAUCCUGUUGUCUUCCUCUGUGACCUCCCUCAUCUUGGGCUUGAAUCUCGGCGGAAACGUGCUCCCCUGGUCGCAUCCCUUUGUCAUCGCUUCGCUCAUGGGCUUCGCCAUCUUCUUCCCCCCAUUCCUCUACGUCGAGACUCGCGCCGUCAAGCCCAUCAUGCCGCUGCAUCUCAUCCUCAAGUCGCCAUACAUGAACCUGAUUUUCUCCAACCACAUCGCCGCCCUCAUCUCCAACGCCAUCCUCUUCAACGUGCCCCUCUUCUUCCAGGGAGUCCUUCUCACAACCGCCACAACUUCAGGGUUCCGCCUCGUCGUGUCCUCCGGCGUCGCCUCCGCCUGCGGCACAGCAACCGGCUUCCUGAUCAGCUACACCCGCCGCCUGAAAUGGCCGCUCGUUCUCGGCACCACCCUCGGCGUCAUCGGUGCCGUGUCCCUGACCUCCAUGCAGCGCGGCUGGCCCACCGCCUUGUACAUCCUCUGCCUCAUCCCGGGCUCUGCCGGCUCCGGGUUCCAGUUCCCCGGCACCUUCAUGGCCCUGCUGACCGUCAGCGAGCAGCGCGAGCAGGCCGUGGUGACGAGCACGCUGAUCCUGUGGCGCAGCCUGGGGCAGGUGCUUGGGGUCGCGUGCAGCUCGCUGGUUGUGCAGAACGCGCUAUGGUACUACCUAGACGAGCUAGUCACGGGGCCGAAGAAGGAGGAGGUCGUGGCGCUGGUGCGGAAGUCGGUCGAGGCGAUUCGCGACUUGCCUGUCGAGUACCGAGAGCCGGUCGUGCAGAGCUAUGAGGCGGCGCUGCGGAUUACGUUUCUGUGUUGCACCGCGCUGGCGGUGGUCGGGUUCUUGUUGGUGUUGCCGAUGAGGUUGCCGAGGCUGGGGACUAAAUAG